Symbiodinium necroappetens is the source of this 1869-nucleotide messenger RNA. The record is from the annotation of a GenBank genome assembly. Lineage: Eukaryota; Dinophyceae; Suessiales; Symbiodiniaceae.
AUGAGCAUGUCGAGAGGUGGCAUCCGCAGGUCAAUCGGAGUCAAUCAUCUCGAUGCUGCCAAUGGCACCGGGGAGUGUUUUGAGGUGCUGAACAGCUUCGUGGAAGCCGUCACGGAGCGGCGCGCCCGGCGCCUCAAUGAUUUGCUGGUGUCGAAGGAUUCCGUGCCGGAGCUGCUCUUGGAACUGCGGCGUCAUGCCCCAGAGCUGGGUGCCGUGCAUCGUGGAACAGCCUUGCACCGCCUUGCCAAGGCGGAGGAUGGAGCGACCUGGCUCCACUCUCCCGGCGUUGUGCAACUCAUCCAGGAGGCGUCUCCGCGGUACUUGGCGAAUGCGGCUUGGGCCUUGGGCGCCUCGGCGCUGCAGCACCAACCGCUGGCCGUGGUGAAGGAGUCGAAUGUGCAGAACUUGUCCAACACGGUUCGGGGAUCUGCGACACCACAGGCAGUUGACAUGCCUUCCUACCACAUGAUCGCAGCAGAGGCGAUCUGCCGCAUCCAUCACUCCAGCGCACAGCCGCCUUCAAACAGCGUCCAUCGAGUUGCUCCACCUCCCGUAAGGCUGAUGCAAGCAGCAGUUAAGUCAGCGCUGAGAGGCUUGUACAGGCUCUUCACCGUUUGCCUGGACACGAAGCGCGUGAUCCCUCCAACACAUGCUGGAGGUCAGCCGUCCUGGCUCUCCAACACCUGCCGCCACUGGGAAGGGCUGCUGAGGAGGCAGCGAACAAGUUGCAUCGUGGAGACACACAGGCAAGACGAGCCAACAGCACAAGACACUUCGAUUUUGAUGUGGUGCUCAGCGACUCCUUUCGUCAAAGAGGCAGAUGCGGAAGCGGUUGCCGGGCCAACAGUCAAGUUCUUGCGCUUGUGCAGGUCCAACACGGCGCGGGCGGCGACCAUUCUGAGCUCCGCCGACGAGAGGCCUAUGGGCGUCUUGGCGACGGCCUGCAUCCGCAGCAUCCGAGGACGGGAUGCACAAAACCUGGCGAACAGCAUGCGGGGAUGCGGUGGAAGAGUCGACAUGAGUGAACGACUCUACCACAUCACUCCUCGAAGGAGUUGGCAAAUGCAGCGUGGUGACUCGGCAGAGCAGCCUCCCUGCAUGAGGAGUCAGAAGCAACGGCAAUCGAGCGUUCAGGAGCGUUUUGGACUGGAGAGUCAGGAUGUUGGAGGUCCCACGCCGCGCAAGAUGGCUCGUGCAGGAAUGCACAUGCAAAGAUUUCGUGGUUCUCGAACUGUGUGGAGCGAUGCCGUCAAUGUGGUGUCCCUUCCUAAGCCCCACCCCGCAAACGCAGACAGGAAGGCCGAGCCACGCUUGACAAGCGUUGACAGAAGUUGCGAGGUAAUCCGCAUCGUCGAUGCAGAGGUGGUCCGUCGGCCGGAUGCCUUUUCGGAUGAUGCCAGCGCCCCGAUGCUCGUGUGGACCAUGUGGAAGGCUGGCUUUCGCCAAGGACUUUGGCGCCUGUUUGAGUAUUGGGCGGAGGGAUCGUUCGAGCAAGUUGAACCAUACGGUGUCUUCCAGAUGGACAGCAUCUGGUGCAAGGACGUUGAACGAGAAGCGUCUGUGCGACGCAGUCUAUGCUCGUGGUUUCCCUUGCGCUGCCUUCAGAUGGAAGUGGCGCUUCUAGGCGAGCCGAUUCCGGUGAGGCGAGCACUCCACCCAGCGCACCAGAAGGUGGCUAAGCUUGUCGACUUCUUGGAGGCUUCCGUGCUCGAGGGGAAGCCGGCGGAGGUUCUGGCAGUUUGCGAAGACUUUGCCAAGCACAAAGGGCAAUGGCUGAAGGUGGCCGGUGGAGACAAGGCCGACCUGUUGCAUGCCGCACUGCAGCGUCCCUUGCGGAGUGGCCAGGCUCAGGAUCCCCAUUGCAAAUGA